Molecule: messenger RNA, 1391 nt
Organism: Lathyrus oleraceus (garden pea)
Lineage: Eukaryota; Viridiplantae; Streptophyta; Magnoliopsida; Fabales; Fabaceae
Product: mitogen-activated protein kinase kinase kinase 20
Exons: 1
Coding region: 129-1151 (340 amino acids)
Biological process (GO): protein phosphorylation; signal transduction
Molecular function (GO): protein kinase activity; ATP binding
Source: RefSeq, a predicted model, not a curated record
UUAUUUAAUUUCCCUACACACCGGAUUGCUAGGUCAUGAAAUAACAACUAGAUUUGUUUCUUUCACUCCAUAUAUAAAGGAAAGGACUUGUUCUUUCUUCUUCACAAACCGAAAAACCAAAACAUAAGAUGGAUUGGGUACGAGGAGAAUCACUUGGUAGAGGAAGUUUUGCAACUGUUCAUUUACUCAUACCCAAAGUUAACUCAAAUUCUACUCUAUUUUCUUCUCCGACAGCCGUCAAAACAUCCGAGGUUUCAACCUCGUAUUCCCUCAAAAACGAGAGACAGGUUCUCGAUCGUUUAGGUUCUUGUCAACAAAUCAUUCGCUGUUUCGGAGAUGAUUACACCUUUGAGAAUGGUCACGAGUAUUACAAUCUGUUUCUCGAAUACGCUUCUGCCGGUACUCUCGCCGAUCAAGUUAAAUUCCACGGUGGCCGGAUUCCUGAACAAAACAUCCGCGGUUACACGAAGUCAAUCGUGGAGGGUCUUAACCAUAUUCAUAGCAAAGGAUUCGUUCAUUGUGACAUCAAGCUUCAAAACAUUCUAGUAUUCCACGAUGGUGAAAUUAAAGUAGCUGAUUUCGGUCUUGCGAAAAAAUCAGGGGAGGAACAGAGUAGGUUCGAAUGCAGGGGGACUCCACUUUUUAUGUCGCCGGAAUCAGUUAACAGCGGGGAGUAUGAGUCGCCGGCGGAUAUUUGGUCGCUUGGCUGUGCGGUGGUGGAGAUGGUAACAGGAAAACCGGCGUGGAAAUUGGAGAAAGAUUCAUCUAUGUGGUCGUUGUUGCUUAAAAUUGGUGCCGGAGAAGAAUCGCCGAUGAUACCCGAAGAUUUAUCAAAAGAAGGAAAAGAUUUUGUUGAGAAAUGUUUUGUUAAAGAUCCAAGAAAAAGAUGGACGGCUGAGAUGCUUUUGAGUCAUCCUUUUAUCGAAGAAGUGAAGAAUGCUAAUGAACCAUCACCAAGAAAUCAUUUUGAUUUCAAUGAUUGGGUUUCGAGUGUUAGUCAUUCAGCUCCAAGCACGCCGGAAUCUGAAGAGUCGCGUCAAUGGAAUUUUGAUUCUUGUUCUUUUUCGCGUGUAGAUCGACUCCAGCAGCUUGUGACGGUUGAAGUGCCAGCGUGUUGGUCGGAAUCAGAUAGUUGGAUUAGUGUUAGGUGAAAUUGGAUGAUUUUUUUGACAGAGAUGAAAGAAAGUAAUUAGAGGAGUAGAAGACGGAAAUUAGUAGUUAAUUUGAUUCUGAUUAGAUUUAUUUGAUUAUUCAAAUUGGAAUGUAAAUUGGGUAGAGGAUUAGAUUCUUGAUUUCUGUGGAAGAGUUUUAACAGGCGACGGUUUUUGUCCCUUUUGUACAGAGGCUUGAUUUUUACAGCACCAUAAUAUAUUUUUUGCCUUUUCUUACUA